AUGCUGGGCCGGAAAGCAGCUCCCCCCGACCUGAACAGCCACCGCCAGGUGAACCAGUCCUACCAGGAGGCCGUGCCCCUGAGGACCAGAGCAUCCAAGGAAGCCGAUGUCAGCCUGGAGGUGUUCAGCGGCUCUACGCCUGAAAUCAAGCAGGGCCGCACCAGAGCCCAGCAGAUGCGGGACAGGAAAGGUCGCAAAGCCGACCUCAAAGAGUCUAACGGGAGAGAGGCGGAAACGAUUACCUUUAUCUCUGGUACAGCAGAGGCUCCCCCGAACCAGAGCUUUUGCUGUUCCUCUCUGUCUCAGGCCUGGAACACAUACAAGGCUGUUUUCUGUUGUAUAGUGACCUGCGGGGGCUGCUUUCAGGACUGCAGUGUCUGUAUCCCCUACCCGGGGCCCGCUGAGACCUCCACUGAUGAUGGGAAGAAUGGAGAUUAUAACGGGCGACUGCCAAACAGCCCUGCCAACGUCUCUCCCACCGAGAAGAACGGGAACCAGAUCAAAAAGUCCCACAUGGGCAGCAGUUUCAGUUACCCGGAUGUCAAACUGAAGGGCAUUCCUGUCUAUCAGAACAGGAGCCCCAGCCACCACCUGGAAUCCGAUUCGUACUUCAAGGAGCUGCUGCCAGAGAAGCCCUUCAGGAACAGCAUAGAAAAGCCGCCGCUUCCUAGCAGCCACCGGAGUUCGGAGGAGUAUUAUUCCUUCCACGAGUCCGACCUGGACAUCAGCGAGCUGAACGGCUCCAUGUCCAGCAGGGAGAUCGACGUCCUGAUCUUCAAGAAGCUGACGGAGCUCUUCAGCGUCCACCAGAUCGACGAGCUGGCCAAGUGCACGUCAGACACUGUCUUCCUGGAGAAGACCAACAAGAUCUCGGACCUCAUCAAUAGCAUAACUCAGGACUACAACCUGGACGAGCAGGAUGCUGAGUGCAGGCUGGUCCGCGGCAUCAUACGCAUCAGCACCCGGAAAAGCAGGGUCCGGCCCCAUAUUUCUGUCCCAGCCAGCCAGAGCCACGAGGAGAAGUCCAGCAGAGGCAACGCACCGGACAGCGGUAACGAAACCAUGCUAGAGUCCACGGUCAUCAGCCAAGACGACUUGGCGGUGCAAAUUUCGGAGGAAACGCCGGCAGAUGUGAUCGCCAGGAACAUGAGGCGGCACAGCAGUGCAGGCUCUCCAACAAGCAGAGAUUCCUCUUUCCAAGACACAGAGACUGACUCAUCUGGAGCACCUCUGCUUCAGGUGUAUUGUUAAGGAAAAGGACCCGAGCAGCAGGCAGGCAUUGCGAGGCUUUGCUGCCAUCAGCUUUCUCCUCUUUCAAUACGGAGCAUGCUAUGUCACUUUUUCCCCCCCCGCAGUCUACCCUUAUCCUUUUGUUGAAGCCAAACUACUUCUGCUGUCUGAGUUUCACUGGAUUUUUAUUUUUUUUGGACAAUAUAGAACAUCAAGGAAGUGAACUGUGGAGCUAAUGAACUUGGGAGGUGGAAUGUGUGCCCAGGGAGGAGAAGAUGGACAAGGAAGUAUUGGAUGACUUGUGCUUCUAUGAUUUUAUUUCCUAUCUUCACAUUUAGCUUCAACAAGCCCAGUGGCCCAGGUCUUUCCCUGCUUUGAGAAUUUGCUGUACAGUUCUUGCUUUCUGGCGUUGCUUAAGUUAACCUGGGGAGGGAAUAAUCAGAUGGUGUCUCUGUGAUUGUGACGGUGCUGAGGCGAAAGCCAAGCAUCUGCUCUCUAGGGACCCAGAUCUCUGUGCCAAGGGGCUGGGUUGGUGGUCCCAGGAGCGUAAGUCCUCUGUCCGUGGUGUUGCAGUGGCCAGAUAACGCCUUCUUCCUCCUGACACCUUCCUGGUGACACCUCAGCGGUGUCAUCUCCUGCUGCCUUGUAAGGAGAAGGUUCAGGUAACAUGGUUCAUUUAAUCUUUGGCCUCUUGGUCUCCCAAGAUAGUCAGUGCCAACUGGAGGGUGGCGAGAUGCCUGGACUGCUACCCCACUCGUCUCCCAGUUGCUGCCAAUCUGAUGUGAACUACCAGCACGAGGUAUUCUGGUUGCACGUGGUGACCUGUGGCUUGCAUGCCAGUCAGCUCUUCUCACUCAUCUGCCAAGCCCUCUGCGUUUCCCCAUCCUGCUUGGUGUCAUCUGGUGCUGACUGCUGGGGCAAGCCUUGAACUUGGGUUAUGGCAGGUGAAUGAGAGAAUCGGUUCAUUUGAAGGUUUUUGUGAUUAGGAAUUGGGCUGUUCGACUGUUCUGCCAGAAACUCCCUUGAAAGUGGCUUGCUUUGAAAGGAAAGCCUUCCUUGGAGAGCAUCUCCAAAGGGUCUGCGAGGAGCUGCUUGGUCCUGCCUUCCCCUGGGGGCACUCGGAGCCUUCUCCUUCCCUUUGCUCUUCUUUAAGAGCCAGUAACGAGCACGAGAUGCGGCAUUGCCACCGUGAGGGCACGGAGCCAGGUGACCUUGAGGGCUGCAGCACUGCAGCAGGAGGAAGCCCUAUCUUUCUGUUGCUGCCACUUGGUUAUCGUAAAGUAAACAUGAGAAGCCAUGGGACUUGGUUAUAAGUUCGGGUGUCCUUGGACAUGACUAGAAAAUGCUUAGUUGUAUUUACCGGUAAUGGAAUAAACACACCCGCUGUUUUUUUGGGGAGGGGAAACCAAAAUAGGUCCUGUGCUUUGGUGUGGACCAUGUUUUUGUGCCUUAAUUGAACUGAAAUGUGCCUUGAGUUCAUAGCCUGUGAUUACUCUUCAAAAGGUUGGGUACGGGGUGGUGGGGGGAGAGGAUUAUGUUCCUUACGUAAGCAGUCAAGCUUAUUUAACUGGCCAAAGCCCUUUGAAAUGUACAGUUUAAGUCCCUGUUAGAGCCUGUUUUUGUAAACUGCUCGCGUUUCUGAGCAUGCUUUCAUAAAUCGUGGACGUUACUGAGACCACACCUUGAGACACUGACUGGAGAGAUUUUGACAAUAAAGGGGAGAGACUGAGACUUUGGUUUGGCUUCCCCUCCCUGCUUUGUUUUUAAAGCUGGCCAUUUGUGAAAAACUCUGUUUAUGCAAGAAGAGACGCGAGGCGAGGACAGCCCGGGACUCCCAGAUGGGCUGUGUUUGGUGACCUUCCUCGAAUGCUGCAUGUACCGACGGACCCGCUGGGCUUCCUGCCUCCGAACGGAGUUGUACAUACAUAUUGGGACAAGUUUACUUAGACCUGUGCACUGAGGCGUCAGCACGGGUCACACUGACACGCAGCUCUGCGGUGGAGCUUUGGAGACGAGGGGGUGAGAACGGACGUGCAAAGAGCUACCAAUGCCUACUACAGAUGCAGUGGCCCAUUUUUUUGUUCAGUCUGUGUACCACGAGUCAAUGUGUAUGGAUCAAACUUGCAAAACACACACAAACCAAAAAAACCCUCAAGUGGAGUACUGUCAAUCCCCUGGUCCCUGAAGCUGGUGCACCUGUGGUGUCUAGCGGGAUUCUUUUGCAUUUCUCACCCUUAAAAUCCGAUUCGGUCUUUUUUUUUUUUUUUUUUUAUAAAGCAGAAGGUGUGCUCUUUA
Molecule: messenger RNA, 3525 nt
Organism: Cygnus olor (mute swan)
Lineage: Eukaryota; Metazoa; Chordata; Aves; Anseriformes; Anatidae
Gene: KDF1
Product: keratinocyte differentiation factor 1
Biological process (GO): keratinocyte development; regulation of epidermal cell division
Cellular component (GO): cell junction
Source: RefSeq, a predicted model, not a curated record